AAGACUGAGACUGAAACGACAGUUGGUGGAGUCGAGGUAGGAACACGGGAGAAUGGAGGUGCAGGUGCCAGGAAUGCAGAAGUAGUGCACUAGGGAAUCGUGUAGAGACACAGUGCUGGACCUUCCGUCUGUAGAUGAGCUGAUGGUCGUUCAGAUGGAUUCUGUUCACAAGGGACGUAACAUUUAUGAGUUCCCAGGUAGACCCCGAGGAACUUUUCACCAAGUUGGAGCGAAUCGGUAAAGGAUCGUUUGGUGAGGUCUUCAAAGGCAUCGAUAAUCGCACCCAGAGCGUAGUAGCCAUUAAGACUAUAGAUCUGGAAGAGGCCGAAGAUGAUAUUGAAGAUAUACAACAAGAGAUCACCGUACUGAGUCAAUGUGACAGUCCUUAUGUCACCAAGUACUAUGGGUCAUACCUAAAGGGCAGUAAACUAUGGAUCAUCAUGGAGUAUCUAGGAGGGGGCUCAGCUCUAGACCUGUUGCGUGCAGGUCCGUUUGAUGAGUGCCAGAUUGCCACCAUGCUGAGGGAGAUUCUGAAGGGUCUGGAUUACCUUCACUCGGAGAAGAAGAUACACAGAGAUAUUAAAGCUGCCAACAUCCUCCUCUCUGAGCAGGGGGAGGUGAAGCUAGCAGACUUUGGAGUGGCUGGACAGCUGACCGACACCCAGAUGAAGAGAGAGACAUUUGUAGGCACACCGUUCUGGAUGGCACCUGAAGUCAUACAACAGUCUUCUUAUGAUCACAAGGCUGAUAUCUGGUCUUUAGGUAUAACAGCUAUAGAGCUGGCUAAAGGAGAGCCUCCUAACAGUGACAUACACCCUAUGAAAGUUCUCUUCCUGAUCCCUAAGAGCAGUCCUCCGUCCCUCGGGGAAGACUUCUCUAAGAGUUUCAAAGAUUUCACAGACUCCUGUCUCAAUAAGGAUCCAGUCUUCAGACCCUCAGCCAGAGAGUUGUUAAAACAUAAGUUCAUAGAGAAAAACUGUAAGAGGACUUCCUAUCUGACUGAACUGAUUGACAGGUUGAAGAGAUGGAAGACUGAAGAACACAGCGAUGACGACUCUAGCUCAGACGACGAUAGUGAGUCCAGUAACAAGGAGGACAGUCCAUCUCAACCCGCGUGGUCGUUCACCACCAUACGGAAGAAAGAUAAGGACGGCAGGAAGGACCAGCACAGUUUAUCCACAGUCAUCUCUCCAGUCUUCUCAGAGCUGAAGUUUGAUCACAGGGACAGGGAUGAACAGAGACGUGCUAUAGAGGAGUUGGAGAGAAAUAUCAGACUGACUGAAGACCUCUGUCCUGGAAUCACAGACAAGAUGGUCGCCACGAUCAUGACACGCUUCAGGACGUUGACUCCAACAUAAAAGAGAAGAGAUGGAAGGAGAGAGAGAUUCGAGGACGAUUCCAGAUAAACGAGGGAAGAAAGAAGAAGUGCAGAAAUUCUGUCUAGUCAUGUCGACACACACACACACACACACACCAGUAAUGUAACUAAACGUUCCUUUCUUGCUGAAUAUCUUGGGACUCAGUAGAUAAGGCUUUACUCUACUGUCUACCUCGAGACAUAGAGCUGAAUACCUUGGGACUCAGUAGAUAAGGAUAGCUAUAAACAGUAUAGUAGUGGAUCUGUAGGGUGUUCUAUUCUACAAUUCAGUUAGAAUGUCAUCCCACCGACAUUCCAGUUCCGGAGCCAUUCAUCCCCAGUGUUCUAUUCUAGAAUUCAGUUAGAAUGUCAUCCCACCGACAUUCCAGUUCCGUAGCCAUCUAGAACCCUUUUGCACAUUUCCUUCUCCCAUUGUACAAUAAAUAACUCAGGGCUGUACUUUUUAAAUCUGUACCUGUAUAUUGGGAUUUGAAACAUGUUCUUGGUUUUAUAUGGGAUUAGUAGUUCAUACAUGUCUGGGAAAGUUUGAAAAUGUUGCGUGAUCCAUUUUUAUAUUUCAAUAGAUGUUGAAAGAGUAAUGUUGUAAAUAUAGUUUGAUCAAAAUUGUGUGUGUAAAUUGGUACCAGUAUAGAGUGUAUUGGUACCAGUAUAGAGUGUGUUGGUACCAGUAUAGAGUGUAUUGGUACCAGUAUAGAGUGUAUUGGUACCAGUAUAGAGUGUAUUGGUACCAGUAUAGAGUGUGUUGGUACCAGUAUAGAGUGUAUUGGUACCAGUAUAGAGUGUAUUGGUACCAGUAUAGAGUGUAUUGGUACCAGUAUAGAGUGUGUUGGUACCAGUAUAGAGUGUGUUGGUACCAGUAUAGAGUGUGUUGGUACCAGUAUAGAGUGUAUUGGUACCAGUAUAGAGUGUAUUGGUACCAGUAUAGAGUGUGUUGGUACCAGUAUAGAGUGUGUUGGUACCAGUAUAGAGUGUAUUGGUACCAGUAUAGAGUGUAUUGGUACCAGUAUAGAGUGUGUUGGUACCAGUAUAGAGUGUAUUGGUACCAGUAUAGAGUGUGUUGGUACCAGUAUAGAGUGUAUUGGUACCAGUAUAGAGUGUGUUGGUACCAGUAUAGAGUGUAUUGGUACCAGUAUAGA
Molecule: messenger RNA, 2514 nt
Organism: Oncorhynchus nerka (sockeye salmon)
Lineage: Eukaryota; Metazoa; Chordata; Actinopteri; Salmoniformes; Salmonidae
Product: serine/threonine-protein kinase 26-like
Exons: 13
Coding region: 186-1358 (390 amino acids)
Biological process (GO): negative regulation of cell migration; protein phosphorylation
Cellular component (GO): cytoplasm
Molecular function (GO): ATP binding; protein serine/threonine kinase activity
Source: RefSeq, a predicted model, not a curated record